AUGCUUCCAUAAGUCGAAGUUAAAAUUACCACAGAUUCUAGUGGUAUCGAGAGAGUAGCUGUGUAAUCUCAAGAAAAGAAUUACAAGUAAAUUCAGCAAACAUAUGAGAGUUACGAAUAAACUCUUAAGCAGGGUAAAAAUCACACUUAUUCAUUCAAACUCUAGAAAAAAAUCACGAAUAUAUACCAUAAUGCUGAGUCAAAUUUGCAGAUAUAAGUGACUUAAUUUGUAAAUGUUUGGUUGAAGUAUAGAGGAAAUGAAAAUGAUUUAGUUACGAGGCUAGUCGGUAUCUAAAAGGACCUUGAGAUCUUAGAAAUGAUAUUUGACGAUAAUUUGGACUAUUAUAAUUACAGAUUUAGCAAGAACACUUCUGAAAUAGAGGAAAGCCUUAAUAGAAUUCAAGAGCAAAUGCUUAACCAAGAAAUAGACCUUAAUCAUUAAGUUCAGCUUGACUUUGAGGUAGCUUAUGUAAAGAGAUAGUCUUGCACUUCGUACUACUACGUUCAUAACAUCAAUAUGUUCUCUAAAUAUGGUGGAUUCUAGCAAAUUCUUAAAUUAUGCCAACCCUAUGAAAAAUCUGAAAACUAAAAACAAAGACCUUAAAUGAAGAUUUUUGCAAUAACUCUUAAUAUCUUGACUUCAAUGAGAUAGAAUUUUAGAGAGCAAUUUUGGCUAUCAUUUGCUCCAUAGAUUAGAGACUUGUCCUACGACUUUAUAAUUAAUAGAAGUACCUAUGAAGACCUUAGAACUGCAACAAAGAAGGAUCUUUAAUACUUUAUUAACCAGAUAGAAAGUAUGUUAGACUCGAUAAACUUGAAAAUUAAGGAAAGAGUUGAAAAUGUCUUCUAAUAUAGUGAAAAUAUGGAACUUAAUAUCGCUCUGAAAUGCCUAUAGAUGCCAGUUCUUGAAAAGAAAUUGAUUGGUCACACAAUUCUGAUAAACAAGAUAUUUUAGGUUAAAAAUUAGCAGGCUCCUAGCACAGGAACAUAAGCAAACGGAAUGAAUCUAAAUCUUAACUAAAGAUGGCUCACACCUGAAAAGUUAAUUGAAUGGAUGGACGAGUAAAAAAUAUUUGAUUUAGUGUUUGGUGAUUCUCUCCACUCGGAAGUUAUUAAAAAGUCUUAUUCUCUGCUCUAGUUUUUAUAUCAAAACAACAGAAUUAGAUAGAAAGAACUAGAUAAGAUGUGGGAUUGCGCUACUAAGAAGCAUGAAGCUUAUAAAGUGGCAAUUAUGAAAGCAUUUGCUUUCUUAGCUACAAAAGCAUCCCUUUAAGACCUGCAGUACAUUUUCAACAAAUUGAGAUCAAUUUAGCUUAAUGAGAUCGACAAAUUUAGUCUUGGUCUGAUAAAAUCUAUUGCAAAGAAACUUGCAGGCGAGGAGGACAAGUCAUUUUUACCUUAAAAUACAGCCUAAGGAAGAAGUUCUGGGCUUGGUAGAUCAAACUCAUUCUCAAAAGGUUAAGGGUCGAAGCUAGACGACAUGAGAAUGAAUCAUAGCCAGCCAAGAACUACUUAAGAUGACUGUAUGAUCAAUAUUGGAAAGAAAGAUUCUGAUAAAAAGAAAAAUAACUAAGAUGCUAUCCUAGAUGGAUGGCCCAAAGAUGACAUGUCUUCUUAAAUGAUAACUUAAGGAAAAUCAAAGCAGAAAAAAACAAGAUCUCUUUCUGGAGAUGAUGAUGGUGGGAAGAAGGUAGAAAUUUUCUAGAAUCUGAAGAAUUUCAAUGAUAAUUCGAAUUUCAACAGAAAUAAGAACUAUAAUUCUCAGUCCAACAACAACAAUGCUACUACUAUUCAGAGAUAAUCUAACAGAGGAAGUCCAGGCACUCAAAAUCAAGAAAGAAUACCAGAAUUGGAAGUAAACCCUCUUGAAGUCCCACCAGAUAAAGAAGAUAAGAAAACAGCAGAUGAAGAGGGUUCCUUCGGAGAAAGAGAUGACAUCGCCUAAAAUGAAGCAAAUGAUGUGCUUGAAGAUAUAUUUGAUUAUAAUAACAAUAGAGACUUUCAGCUUAGGUAGAAUUAAGCAGAAAAUAAUAAUAGAAUGCAAUCCGACCAGCAGGAAGAAAAAGGAGAUUAAAUUAUAACAAGCAAUUAGGAGCAGAUUAGAAUAAAUGUAAGACUGAUGAUUACUGAUUAAUCACUCGGCAUUGACAAUCAGGAAAAAAGAGAUCUUGCACAUUAAGUUUUGGAGUAUAUCUGGAGGUUGUGUCUUGAAGAAACUAUCAUCGAUAAUCAUGUGUCUCUCUAAAUUCACAAAAUGAGCAUUGAUUGCUUUGUAGAAGUGAUAUCCCAAAAUUAUCCUAAGGCAUUACUCCCCUAUAUUGGGAAAUGCAUUGCUUGCCUUCAUCAUAAUUACUCUGUAAUGUCAGUUCAAACUUUGAUGCAUAGAUUAAUAUAAAAGAUAUCAUUCCCUCUUGAUGGCAAAAAACUGGUUCCAAAAAAUAGGCAAGAACUACUUCUGCACUUAGAUGAAGAACUUAACAUCGCUAAUGUUUGUCUGAGCUCGUAUAUUGAAUUUAAAAGAGUCAGCUUAAGUCUAAUCUUUGACUAGCUUGGUUCAUAAGAGCAGGAGCAAGAAAAUCUAGAAACUUAAUCUUCUCUUGACAAUGACGAUGAGAAAUCCUCAAUGCAAUCAGCCUAGAAAAAUAAUAACAAUACUAACAACAACUCUAAUUAGCAGAAUAAUAUUCACAUCUAAGACUUUUCUAAUCCUCCUUAGGAAAAUAUACAGCUCUAAGGCUUUGACGACACGAAUACUCAUCAAUCAAGUGGAUCAUUAUUCAUUUCACCUAGAGGAAAGAUUGAAGAAGAGUUUAAAAUGCCACAGACAUAAAAAACUCAAAGUUAUCAAAAUGAUGCUAUUUUUACAGGAGGUUAAAGCUUUAGCAGAUAACAUGACUUUAGUAGUAUGGCUGCAGAUUAAAAUGAAGAUUGGUUCACAAAGAAUUAAAACCAAUAAAUGAACAUUGGGUAAACGGGCUCAUAGACUGUAGGAAAUAGGCACUUUAGUACUUAACAGAAAAAAAAUACUCAAAUUAAUAACUAACUGAGAAAUGAUAACUAAAUUCAGCAGUAGAAUAUGAUAUAAUAGUAAAAUCCAAGUCUUAGAGAUAACAGAGAUUCGAAUGAAAUCUAAUAGAAUUAGGCCCCACAAACCUCAAUGAAUAAUAGCAAUAGAGACUUCCUUAAUACUUUAAUAACAAAUGAAGUCUAUAAGUACUCUUACUAUCAAGAUAUGCAGCAUAGAUUAGACUUCUUAAAGUUCUAUAUUGGUUCCUGCCCUUAAAUCUUAAAGCCACAGUAGAUUUAAAUAGUUUGGGAAUGCUUAGUAAUUAAUGCAUUCUAUGAGAAGGAAAGAGACUAAUUCUUCAAUUGGUGUACUUAGAUUCUUAAAAGUGCUCAAAGUUUGACCAGUUACAAAGACCUUGACACUCUAGGAAGCUCAAGCAUCUUUAACGAUGAUUGUCUUGAAAUGCUAUUCUUUGACACACUUUUGAAGCUAGAUUUCAGAUAUAUAACAGAAACAAUGUAUGAAUGCUUCGAGAGGUUCAUGAUUUAUAUCAAUGAAUAGUAUGGCCAAAUAAUCACAAAUAGCGCUUUUGAAUCUGCUUUUGAAGUAUUUGAAACAAAGUUAAUAGGAGUAGAGGCAUUGUGGGAAAUCACUUUAUGCGCAAGAAGCAAUAGAGUUUACGAAAAAAGUGCUGAAUUCCUGCAUAAGCUCUACAAGAAGAUGUCACCUACAUUAGUCGAGAGACUUAAUGAGAUAAAAGAAGACCUUCUUUAGAUAUGCAUGGACUAGAUUAAAACUGGAUUGAAUGAGAUUAGAAAUGAAGUUGGAAAUGAUAUCUAUGAUAUUCCCAUCUAUUAAUUCAGUCAAAGCUUAGAGGACCCAAAGAAUAGAAUAGCUAGAUCAAUUUCUUAGUUAUGCAAAUUUAUUGAUGAAUUUGAAGGUUUGAGAGAAAGAGGGGCUAAGAGUUCAUUAGCAUCUUAAGAUAAGGAUAUGAAUGUGAUAUGUAAUAACUAAAUAAACAGUUCCUAAGGACCAAAGAAGAUCUUUCUCACAGUUCCUCUUUCAACUAAGAUUGGAGAAAUUAGAGACUAAGUUGCAAAUGCUAUUUUCCCCAAAAGAACAUCAAAAGAAAUUUGUCUUACCUUCAAAGGUAAAGAUUAGAACGAGGAUUUAAAGACCUUAAAGGAUCUUGGAGUUAAGGCUGAUGAUUAGCAAGCGACAUUCUUUGUAACUCUAAGAAACCAAUAUGAACUAGAUGCCUAAGAGAGAAUUGAUGAUUACUUUAGUCAAGAUAUGGUAGAUUCACUUGUUUAAUAACUCAGAGAUUUCGGACUGGACUUGCCAUAACCAGUUAUGCAGCUAGCUGUAAAAAAGUGUAAUCUUCAACUGGAUGAUGCCCUAUUAAUGCUUACUGAAGAGGACAAAGUGAAUGAUCUCCAGGAGGAAUUAAGAAAAUAAGAACAAUUGAACAAUCAAAUAGUUAUCUUAGAGGAAAAUAAGGAAGAAGGUGAUGUACAAAAAGAAGAUGCUAAACUAAACUUGAUUCUAAGUAACAGAACUGAGUAUUUUGAGUUGCUUUUUGAUUUACUUAAUCUUGGAAUUAAUGAAAUCACAAAUGCUUCAUGGAAUCUUCUCAUAUAGAUACCUGUCAAUAAGUAAUUGAUGAGCAAUAUUAGAAAUUUAUCCAUAGUGUAGCAAGGCUAUUCUGAAAAUUGGUGUCACAUUAUUGAUUCAUCCAAUGUCUACAAAAUGCUCUACUCCCUUCAGAUAGUUAAUUCAUUUAUAUCUGUGAACAAUGAGAAGCUAAGUGAGGCAGAAAUCUAAGAAAGGUAUGAAUGGAGAGAAAGAUUCCUAGAUCUUGGAGGAUUUGAUCAUCUUUAUUCAAUUUUGAUAACUAUGGAUUUAGAUGACUUAUUUGGAGAUGCAUCUAAUCUAUUCCAACAAAGGUAAAUGGUUUCAGGCUCGACUAGCAAAAAGAAGCAAAAAGGUUAAUAGCAAAAGCAAAAGUAAAGCUAGACUGAAUAGAGCAAUUAAGAAAAGAAGUAAAUGUAGAUGAUCUAAAAUAAUUCGGCUAAAUGCCUUGGAUAUCUUAUAAGUAUUAUCAAGAUAUUUAUUCAGGCUGCUCUUUUAACUGCUGAUGAAGAAAAGUUGUUGACUUUAAUAGUUUAAUCCUCCACAAGUCCAUUCAGAAAACCAAAAACCAUUAAAUCAGCAUUAUCAUCAGUCCCACCAAAUAAAUUCAAUUAAAUUCUCUUUAAUGCUGGAUCUGGAUCUGCAGCUGGCUCUGUUAAAGAUUUUUCAAUCAAUGAUGGCCUAUCUAGAGAUAAUUCUAGCGUAAAUACCCCUAAAUUCCAUUCAAAUCAUUCGUCGAAUAAUACCACUCCAUAAUGCAACACUCCAAUAGAACCAUAAAAUGAGAAAAACCCAUAAAUCAAUAAAUCAGUCGACACAAAUAAAUUUGACAUUUACUCAUAGUAAACAUUUACUAAGCCAAAUAAUGAUAAUCAACUUUACAUUCAAGUAGAUGAUUUCCCAAGAUUGGUAGACUAAAUGAGCAACGGAAUAGCUAAAAAUCUGUUAGAAAAAGUCAUCAACUUUAAUGACUUAAUUUCUAAAUUGCUCUACUUAAUCCAUAAAUCUACCUAGUUCAGUGACUCAAAUGAGGCUUCAUCCCUCGUUUAAAAUUGCUUGGACUUAUUAUUGCCAUGUGUAGUUUGGAAGCCUAAUUAAUUGCUUAAAGAAAUUUAUGAGUUCCAUCAUUUAGAAAGUCUCUUAAUUAGAACUCUGAUGUAUAGUUCAAAUGAGCAAGUUAGAAAAAGCUUAGAACGAACUUUUAAGAUCAUAUGUAGUGAAAAAAUAAUUCAAGGCUAAUCUAAAAAUUAGGAAUCACAAAGCAGCGGCGAGUAACUUGAUGUGGAAUCCCCUAAGAUUUACAUUUUAAGAAUUUUACUCAACAAUAUGCCUGAAAUCAAUCAAAAGAGUGACUCAUGUGAAGAAUACUUUAAUCUAUUGACUUAAUUAAUUAGUUAAUGCAAACAUAACUUCAUAAUUAAUCCCAAAAAUGAAUCAAACUCCUAUCAAGAUCAGAAUAAGUUGAAGCAGCAAAUAAUUCUAGAUGGAAAGAACUUCUCAUCGAAUGCUUUACUCGAAUGGUGCAUUAAUUAGCUUAAGAUAAGACCAACUUAUGAAGACAAAUACUCUAAUUAUACUGACAAAAUAUUAGCUGGCUAUUUGUAACUGACUUAAUCUGUUCUUGAAAUAGAUGCUUCCUUAAAAAAUCUUACUACAAAUGAAGAUGAUGGAUUUAAUCUUGUAAAAACUAUCUUUGACUUUCUAUUUUUACUUCCAUCUGAGGAAGACCAGCAAAUAAAACAUCAUAAAAGCGAUAGCAUUUCAGCUAAUGACUAUCCGAAAUGCAAAAGAAAGUUUACAAGAAAGAAGGCUUUUAAUCUCCUUCUAACUCUAUGUCAUUAAUGCAAACCAAAUUAUGUCUAACUGCUAGAAGAGCUUUACAAGUUCCAUGCUUAAAUAUAGAAGAGUUAGCAAGUUGUUAAUCUUCAAGAUAUUGACCUAGAUUAAGGAAUGAGAUCAGCUGCUGGCUAUGUCGGACUAAUGAACUUCGCAGCUACUUGCUACAUGAAUUCACUUAUUUAGCAACUCUUUAUGAUACCUGAUUUAAGAAAAGGCGUUCUAAAGAGUUAAAUAUAAGAUGAGAACUUAGAACAAAAUGUCCUUCAUUAGUUAAAACUCAUCUUCGCGAAUCUUCAAGAAUCUGAGAAGCAAUACUAUGCACCUCAUGGUUUUACUAAGGCAUUCUAAUUCUAUGGGGAACCAGUAAAUGUGAGAGUUUAGCAAGAUACUCAUGAAUUUUAUAAUAUACUCUGCGAGAACAUUGAGGAAUCAUUUAAAGGAACUUCUUCAAAUAACUUAUUAAAGGAAACAAUAGGCGGUGUAAUCGGCAAUGAAACAAAAAGUUUAGAAUCUGAAUAUCCAUACAUUGGGGAAAGAGAGGAGAAUUUCUUUGCUAUUAGUUUAGACAUAAAGAAUAAGAAAAAUUUAGCUGAGGCCCUCGAUCUUUAUAUCAAACCAGACUAUUUAGAGGGCGACAAUAAGUAUCUAUGUGAAAAGCACAAUGUAAAAGUAAAUGCUUAAAGAAGAUCUUACUUGAAGAAGCUUUCAAAUACAGUAAUUAUUAAUCUGAAGAGAUUUGAAUUUGAUUACAACACAAUGAUGAGAUAAAAAGUAAACGAUUACUGUGAAUUCCCUACAAGAAUAAAUUUCAAACCCUGGACUAAAGAGGGAAUCAAAGAAAGGGAAAAAGAACUAGCUAAGAGCUAAAAAAAUAAAGCUCAGAGUGACAAUGGAAAUCAAUAGUUUGACAAGGAGGAGAUUGUUUUAGAUCAAGAAGAAGAAAAAAAGAAUGAAAUUGAACCAAAUGCUGCUGGAGAAGAUAUUGACGAUGAAGAUAUGAACUAUGAUGAAGAUCAUUCUGAGAGUGGUGAAUCAGAGGAAGAAGAGAAAAAAGGUGGAGAAGCACUUGACGAAGGUAUGGAAUCAAAUGAAGACGAUAUAGAUUAAAAUGUUAAUACAGGCACCUACUUCGAUGGAGGAAUGGAAGAUAUAAUUGAUAUUGCUCCAGAUGAAGAGGAGAGUCAAUCUAAUAAGUUAUUGCUGCAAUAGACGAAUUAAAAUGUUAAAACGAACUCUCAAAGAAAGAAUAAGGCUAUUUCAAACAAAAAUUCUGCUCAAAGAUAAAAGAGAAAAAGGCAACAGAGUAAAGAUGAUAGCUAUUACGAGUAUGAACUGGUUGGUGUUUUAGUUCAUUCUGGUAGUGCUGAAGGGGGUCACUACUAUUCAUUUAUCAGAGAAAGAGGAGGAAACAAUAGAUGGCUUGAAUUUGAUGAUAAGAAUGUCAGAGAAUUCGAUAUUAAAAAGCUUGAAGUAGAAUGCUUUGGAGGAAAUCAUGAUCAAAGAGCUAGCAUUUAGCAUCAAGGUGGUUUUAUUGAUGAUUUUAACCCUGCUGAUGGAAAAUUCUUUGAGAGAUCUAGGAAUGCAUAUCUUCUCUUUUAUUAAAGAGUCCAACCCACAAAUAAUGAUGAGUAAAACAAUCAAAUAAUUCCAGGCAAUAUUAAUUAACCAAUGAGACUCAUUAAUGAUAUUGAAGAGCCUAUUUACAAAAGAAUCUGGGAAGAAAAUGGAGCUUUCUUAAAGUUGAAAGUUUUCUUUGAUUAAGAAUACUUUUAGUUUAUCAGGGAAUAUGUAAACAUCUACAACUUUGACAAUGUGCUUUACUUCUCUAGAGAUCAUUCUCAAUCUUAUAAGAUUAACAAGUUGAAAGAAUUGUAUCAGCAAUAUCAAAUUGAGGGCGAGGAAAUUACCUUUGAUUACAAAUCUUAACAAAGGUAAAUCAUUUAAGACUUUAAAUAAAGUGAUGACUGCAACAUAUUUGCGGAUCUUGACAAAAUUAAGAGAGAUCCUGGUCUCUAUACUCUCAAGCUAGCAACAAUAAUAAGUUAAGACAUCAUAACAAAAGUAAAAGAUGUUCAAAAUUUUGUUCAAUGGAUGUAAUUAAUCAACCAUCUAUUCGAGAGACAUGAAGUAGCCUGUGUUUGGUUCAUAAAAUAUAUGACAGAAAAUAGAAAAAUUCUUGAAGAACUUUUACUAGAAAACUAAUAGUUUGAAUUUGAUGAAUGCUGUGACUUUGAUGUUGAUGUCUCUUCUAUAAAGAGCAGAUAACUAGAUAAAUAAUUAUUCUCAAGAGCCUCUGUUAUAAGAUUUAUGGAUCUGUUGUUCAAUUAAUUACUUGAUCCUGUUAGAGUACACUGGAGAAGAUUUGAUGAGUACUUCCAGGUAAUUUCUCACUUUGCCUAGAAUGGAUUCAGUGAAACAAAAUACUUAAUCGAGCAAAAGGCUAUUGGAAAACUUAUCGAAUUCAUGAUGAAUAAUAAUCACCCCUUCACAUCAUAGAUUAAAUUCAAGAUGGGGGACAGAGGUUAAGAGCCUGAUUUUUAAUUGGUUCUUGAGAUAUUAGGAUUAUUGAUAAGAAGUUGCUUCACCUAGGGCAUUUAAAAUGUAUCUGAGUACUCACUGAUCUCAAGGUUCUAAAAUCAUUAAUAGCAUAUACCCUACCCUUAGGAGGAGGCGAAGUACAUAUUUACUAACUUCUUUUUCAACUGCAGAUUCCUUAAUAAACUUAGCACGAUAAAUUAAGGCAUGGUAGCCAUAAUUGAACAUUUGAGUUGGGGUGACCUAGAUUCCUCAAGAUUUUUCAUAAACGAAAUUACAGAAUAUCUAAGAAUGGUGGCUUUCAGAGCAAAUGAUGAACCCUAAAAUCUUUUGGAAUAUCUGUAGAAAGUUUUACUUUUAAAGGAUGAAUUCCAAGAGUAGAGAGUUAGAAUGGCCUUAAAAUUUGAUGGAUUCUCAGCCAACUAAAGUAUGUAUGGCUUCAUAAUGCAGCACUAAUACGAUUACCCAUUAUUUGUCAUUACUAUCAUUAAAUUCUUUGGUCAAUUGAGCUUACUAGAUGAAGUGGUCUUGAAGAUAUUGAAGGCUCAUUCCGAGAGCUACAAAGACUGGGUAAUAUCUUUUAUUACUCAACCAAUAAAGGGAGGAAGAGGCUACUAAGACGAAUAAUUCAAUUAUAGAAGACAGUAAGACUAAUCAGAAAUUCAAAGAGCUGUAAGAAUUGAACCCUUAAUGAUAAUUAUUUAGUAUCAAGCGAUCUUUGACGAUCUAAAUGCCUUCAAUGUUCAAGUUUAAAAAGAGUUACAAGAACUUCAGGCAACAGACUCUGUCUAAGUCAAUAGAUAAUUGAUUAAUGAUUCAUUUGACUUUGGAGAGAACAAAAUCAACUAUGAAUUCUAAGAUAGUGAUAAUUAACCUGCUGGUGGCAGAAACAGUGUUGAUCCUCUAAAUAAGGCUUUUGAUGGUAAAGAUGAUGGAAUUUUCAACAAUGAUUUUGAUGAAGUUAACAUCAAUGAUGAAGACGAUAUUAUGGCUUAAGAUUUGGCCUUCGCUGAUCCUGAUGGAUUUUAAGAUUAAGUCAAAGGUAGUGAUUUCGCUAAGUUCUUAGAGGAUGAUGAUCAAAACUGA
Molecule: messenger RNA, 10098 nt
Organism: Stylonychia lemnae
Lineage: Eukaryota; Ciliophora; Spirotrichea; Sporadotrichida; Oxytrichidae
Source: the annotation of a GenBank genome assembly